AUGGAGUCUCUAGUUCUUCAACUCCAUGAAAUCUCAGCUGUCAAAUUUGGCAAUUUCAAGCUCAAAUCUGGGAUCUCCUCACCAAUCUACAUAGACCUCCGCCUUGUUAUCUCUUACCCUUCUGUCCUCCGGAAUGUUUCUCAAACUCUUAUUUCCUCUGUCUCUUCCACUUCAUUUGACCUUGUCUGCGGUGUCCCGUACACUGCUCUUCCCAUUGCCACUUGUGUGUCCAUUACCCGGAACAUCCCCAUGGUCAUGCGCCGCAAGGAAAUCAAAGAUUAUGGUACUUCUAAAGCCAUUGAAGGUGAUUUCAGGCAUGGACAAAGUUGCUUGAUAAUUGAGGAUCUAGUUACAAGUGGCACAUCAGUUUUGGAAACUGCUGCGCCACUGCGUGCUGCAGGGUUGAAGGUCAGUGAUGCUGUUGUUUUGAUUGAUAGAGAGCAAGGCGGGAGAGAGAAUCUGGAGAGUAAUGGAAUCAAGCUGCAUGCAAUUCUUAAAUUGACUGAAAUGGUGGAAAUUUUGAGGGAAAAAGGAAAGCUCAAUGAGAAAAUGCAAGAGGUUGUUUUGAGAUUCUUAGAAGAGAAUCAGAAGAUUGCUGCUUUGGCUACAAGAACAAAGUUCAAGGCCUUUCCGUUUUUGAAAAGGGCUAAAUUGUCCAUGAAUCCAACAGGAAAGAGGUUGUUUGAGAUAAUGGCUGAGAAGGAGAGUAAUCUGUGUUUGGCUGCAGAUGUUGCAACUGCUGCUGAAUUACUUGAAAUUGCUGACAAGGUUGGGCCUGAGAUAUGCUUGCUGAAGACACAUGUCGAUAUUUUUCCAGAUUUUACACCUGAUUUUGGUUCUAAGCUUCGUUUGAUUGCAGAAAAACAUAACUUCUUAAUCUUUGAGGAUCGUAAGUUUGCUGACAUUGGUAACACAGUGACCAUGCAGUAUGAAGGAGGGAUCUUCCAUAUAUUGGAUUGGGCUGACAUAGUGAAUGCUCACAUUAUAUCUGGUCCUGGAAUUGUGGAAGGACUGAAGUUGAAGGGUUUGCCUCGUGGAAGGGGUCUACUGCUCCUUGCUGAAAUGAGUUCAAGUGGUAACCUUGCCAAGGGCGAUUACACCACUGCUGCGGUGAAAAUCGCUGAGGAUCAUUCUGACUUUGUUAUUGGCUUCAUCUCAGUCAAUCCAGCAUCAUGGCCUCGGGCACCUGUAAAUCCCUCUUUCAUUCAUGCAACUCCUGGAGUUCAAAUGGUGACUGGUGGUGAUGCUUUAGGGCAGCAAUAUAACACACCAUAUUCUGUUGUCCAUGAUAGGGGUAGUGACAUCAUCAUAGUGGGUCGUGGCAUCAUCAAGGCCAAAAUUCCGGGUCAGGCAGCUCGUGAAUAUCGUCUUCAAGGAUGGUAUGCAUAUUUGGCCAAGUGCAGCGAAAGCCUGUAG
Messenger RNA from Sphenostylis stenocarpa, 1416 nucleotides. The record is from the annotation of a GenBank genome assembly. NCBI's taxonomy places the organism in Eukaryota, Viridiplantae, Streptophyta, Magnoliopsida, Fabales, Fabaceae.